AUGACCGAAGAAGUUGAAACGGUAGAUUUGACACCACAAACAAAAAGUUCAGAACCAUUGUCAAAACCUGUCAAAGAACUUACAGAUGAAGAGAAAAAUUCAAUAAUAGAAGGUGCCAGGUCUGGAAAUACAAACCCCAACUAUAAAGUCACUUUUCAUAGAAAUGGAACGGCUAGUAUCUCAAAAAAGAAACAGACUCUCACAAAUAAAAUAUUGAAGUCUGAAGGAGUUUUCGAGACAACAGAUGGAAAAGUUUACUUCACUGACCAACAGUUCAUUAUAGAACAUCUCAUUGACUUAGAGUCGAAAUAUUCUAAACUUUACAACAAACACAAAAAGUUGAAAGGAAAACAAAAACAAAUGGCAUAUGAUAUUUAUGAAGAUGUUGACGACACAACUGUUCCUGCAAGUGAAGUAAAGUCAGAGGAACCGAAAAGUGACGAAAAACCGAUAGAAGAAGAAAAA
Messenger RNA from Trichomonas vaginalis G3, 465 nucleotides. RefSeq lists its product as uncharacterized. The transcript has a single exon. The record is from RefSeq and is a predicted model, not a curated record. The annotation marks the transcript as partial. Lineage: Eukaryota; Parabasalia; Trichomonadida; Trichomonadidae.